This is a messenger RNA of Micropterus dolomieu (smallmouth bass), 4169 nucleotides long. RefSeq names its product E3 ubiquitin-protein ligase Midline-1-like. Bases 303 to 2372 code for a protein of 689 amino acids. The record is from RefSeq and is a predicted model, not a curated record. Lineage: Eukaryota; Metazoa; Chordata; Actinopteri; Centrarchiformes; Centrarchidae. The transcript is spliced from 10 exons. Gene Ontology annotation, molecular function: protein binding; zinc ion binding.
ACACAGGCAGGGGAGGAAACAUGUCAUGAGAGGUGAUGACACAGCCACGGAGACGUGUCCACAUCCUCACUGAAUCCCAAGUUUGCUGCUCACCGCUGCUUCUGCGGCUGCUGUGACUGCAUCCCACAGAGGAGAGAGAGAGCCAAAGAUAGCCUCCGUUCUCCCUCCCCACCUCUCUCUCUUCCUCUCUUUUUCACUUUGUUUGUGGAUGAUGGGAUUUUAAUCAUGUGGAAGACAGCUGAGCAGCUCUUCCGGAUUACGCUGACGCUGCGCCUGGUCCAGCCUGGCCUCCUCUGAGCAGGAUGGACACUCUGGAGUCAGAGCUGACCUGCCCAAUCUGCCUGGAGCUCUUUGAAGACCCUCUGCUGCUCCCCUGUGCCCACAGCCUGUGCUUCGGCUGCGCCCACCGCAUCCUCAUCUCCCACUGUACCACAAACGAAUCUGUUCACAGCAUCAGCGCCUUCCAGUGCCCCACCUGUAGGUAUGUCAUAUCCCUGAGUCCGGAGCGUGGACUAGAAGGACUUAAGAGAAACGUGACCUUGCAGAACAUUAUUGAUAGAGUUCAGAGGGCCUCAUCUUCAGCUGGGCUGCCUCUACCGCUGCCGUUGCCUGCGCCCCACAGUGGGCCCAACUCUCCCGGAGAGGAAGGGAGCAACCGAUUGGCGCUGGUUCCCGUCAGCGCUGCCAUGUCCAGCCCAGGAACACCUCCUGAACCGGUCCAGUGCCAGUUCUGCGAGCAGGACCCGCCUCAGGAUGCGGUGAAAACAUGUGUGACGUGCGAGGUGUCAUACUGCGAGGAGUGCCUCCGAGCGACGCACCCAAACAAGAAGCCGUUCACCGGCCACCGGCUCAUUGAGCCCAUGCCAGACUCCCACCUCAGAGGGCUCCAGUGCCUAGAGCACGAGGAGGAGAAGGUGAACAUGUACUGUGUCAGUGAUGAUCAGCUGAUCUGCUCGCUGUGCAAACUGGUUGGAAGGCACAGAGACCACCAGGUGGCAGCACUAAGCGACCGUUAUGAAAAACUCAAGCAAGCCCUGGACUCCAACCUGAGCAAUUUGAUCAAGAGGAACAACGAGCUGGAGUCACUUAUGGGGAAGCUGAUCCAGACUUGUCAACAUGUAGAGGUGAAUGCGUCCCGCCAGGAAGGCAAGCUCAUGGAGGAGUGUGAUGUCCUGAUUGAUAUUAUUCAACAGAGGAGGCAGAUCAUUGGCAGCAAGAUCAAGGAGGGGAAGGCACAAAGGCUUCGGAAGCUCGCCCAACAGAUCUCCAAUUGCAAGCAAUGCAUCGAGAGGUCCUCAGCCCUCAUUACACAGGCCGAUCAGACGCUGAAAGAAACCGAUCACGCUCGCUUCCUGCAGACUGCCAAGAGCAUCAACGAGAGGGUUUCCAUGGCAACUGCAUCAACCCAAGUGCUGAUUCCUGAGAUACACCUAACGGACACCUUCGAUACUUUUGCCCUGGACUUCGCCCGGGAGAAGAAGUUGCUGGAGAAUCUGGAUUACCUUACUGCUCCAAGUGCUCCUAACAUAAGGGAGGAGUUGUGCACAGCUUCUUACGAUACUAUCGCUGUCCACUGGACAUCUGAUGAUGAAUUCACAGUGGUGUCCUAUGAGCUCCAGUACGCCAUCUUCACUGGACAGUCUAACAUUGCCAGUCUGUGUAACUCAUUGGAGAGCUGGAUGAUUGUUCCCAACAUCAAGCAGAACCACUACACGGUGCACGGUCUGCAGAGUGGCACCAAGUAUAUCUUUGUUGUCAAGGCCAUUAACCAAGCGGGAAGCAGGAGCAGUGAACCAGGGACUCUGAAGACCAACAGCCAGCCAUUCAAGCUGGACCCCAAAUCUGCCCACAAGAAGCUGAAGGUGUCCCACGAUAACUUGACAGUGGAGCGUGACGAAACUACGUCCAAGAAAGGCCACAGUCAGGAGCGUUUCACCAGCCAGAGUAGCUACGGCGUGGUGGGGAACGUAUACAUUGACAGCGGUCGUCACUACUGGGAGGCUUUAAUUGGAGGGAGCACAUGGUACGCUGUGGGUAUAGCCUACAAAUCAGCCCCCAAGCACGAGUGGAUCGGCAAGAACUCGGCCUCCUGGGUGCUCUGCCGCUGCAACAACUCCUGGGUGGUUCGCCACAACAGCAAAGAGCUGGCCAUCGAGCCCUCGCCCCACCUGCGACGCGUCGGGGUCCUGUUGGACUACGACGCCGGUUGUGUGACCUUCUACGACGCCGUGGGCUCCCAGCACCUGCACACAUUUCACGUCUCCUUCGUCCAGCCCGUGUGUCCUGUAUUCAACGUGUGGAAUAAGUGUCUGACCAUUCUCACUGGUCUACCCAUCCCUGACCAUCUAGAGGGACUGGAACCCCAAGACUGAAAACUACAGACAGACAACAAUAAAUUAGCAUAAACUGGCCUGGUCGGAUCUUUUCUUCUUUUCCCAUUUGGCUUUUCUUUGGCACAUGCAAUCACAGACCGCCUGUUGUGGUAAAAUUGAGCAUGUAAGUAGCCCAAUGACAUCACUUUCUCAAUCCAAAUAAUUGAAACACUCGCUACCAUUUGUGCAAAAUAACCUUGUGCAGCUUUAAUAUGCAAAGAAAAAGGAAAAUAUGCCAGGGUGUUACUUUAUCAAGCUUCUCAAAAGUGAUUUCAGUUGUUUGCUGUGAUUUCUAAAAGCAAAUGUGAUGCUGGUUCAUGUCGUCUUUGCUUCAUGAAAACCUAUUCUAGACGGAGACAGUAAGCUGGAGUCGGUUCAGAAGAAACCAGGACAAAUGGAUAGAGUUGAGCCAGAAAUUUCUAUUCUAAGGCACUUUGGGCCACGAUGGGUCUAUUUGUACCAUGGCAACUAGGAAACAAGCCACGAAUCAAUUUCUAAUUUUCACCUUAUCAGAUAUAGCACUUUGAAAUUCCCUGAAAGGACACACAUAUACACUUACACUGCAUAUACGUACACAAAAACAUGCGCAAACACACACAAAUACCACCCCAACUAUAAUCAGUCAGGGAUGCUGGAAAGAGCAGAAUAACAUGUAUAUUUUGUAAAUUCACCCCAUUCACCCCCCCCCCAUUCCCUUGUUCAUAAAAAGGAACCAAAGUAGCCAUUGCUGUCUGUUCAGAUAUCUUUAUACAAAUACAAAUACAAAUUUUACAUAAGUUAAUAGAUACUGAAUUAUUUUUAAAAAGUGACAAGAGAGGUAAUAGCAUUACGUUAAUAUUAAAUGCAAGAUUCCGUAAAAUGUAGACCUUGUUUUUGCACAUUGUUCAUACUUAAUGGUUUUGUAGCCUAAAAAUUUAAAUCACUUUGGUGCAGUUAACAUGCUUACAUAUUGGGAAAGUGCUGUGUUCUAUUUGACUCACUGUGUUCAUUUCCUUUUUUUUUUUGGCAGCCAGAAAAGUCCUGCCAUUAUGAUUUUAUGCGAUACAUGAUAUGUGAGUUGUGUUACAAUCGUAGCCCCGGGUUAUUACUGGUAAAAUACACAUUUGGGUUCCAUUUUUUUCUCACGCUUUUAUAAAACAUGCAUAUAGCUGUUGAGUGAGACAGAUUUGUGCUGGUUGCCAAUAUCCCGGGAUCUUUUCAAAAUAUUAAAGGUUGAAUUAAUCUCCAUUAAAAACCACACAUCUCUCAGACUUGUUGCACAUUGAUGAUGUCAGUAUAGCAGUUAACUCUUUACUUUACUCAUUUGCUGAAUCUUGUUUUGGAUUUUCCCUAAUUCCUCGCUAUUUAACGUGACAAAAUGAUCAAAACCCUUAUAACAAAACCUCCCAAAUGGGUAUUGUCAAUUCUGUAUCCUAAAAUUCAGUUUUGUUCUAUAUGUAAUAAUGUUUAACAGUGACAAAAAUGGCGCUCCUCAGUGUAAAUACAAAAAAAGUUGUAUUUCUGUUGCUUUGUUUCAAUAAAUGGUACACUUAAAAGUAUGACAACAAAUAACGAUCUGUUCUCUAAUUUCCGUGUUUCCUUGGCAAUUAAUUGACCUGUAUGUUUUCAUUGUUACUGAUAUGAAUAUGUAGUGCUUAAUUUAAUGUUUCCAUUUGAACCUUAUGACCAUGGUGUUAUAUGUUCUGUAUCUGUGGACAUUUUUAUGGAUGGAACAGGAUAUGAGUGCUUGCAUCACUGUCGUCUAAGAAUGUCUGUGAGAAGGUCAAAAAUAAACGCUUCUUUAAACGUUCCUUUUCA